AUGUCAACCCACCAUCGACGUGGUAGUAAAUACAAUCGUGAAAACAGGCUGCUAAAACAGCGAUGGGAUUAUCUCCGAGGCGCCGGUCGUGAGCAAUAAUAUCAAAUACGUGCUGAACGCUGUGAUAAUUCCGCGCACUAAUGCACAUGGACUCGUAUAUAAAAACAGCCAUUUUCUCAAGUUUUGGAAURGCGAGGUCCUUUGCUUCGAGGGCGACGAGCGAGUUUUCCAUUUCAAGGAUAAGCUGCGUGAUAUAAUUGAGAGGGGGGGAGCUGGUAGUUUUGUUGGAUGAUAAUUUGGCCGAAGCUUGYAGGAACGUAGCCAUAUCUUGAUCCUCAUCGCUCGAAGAAURUUCGCCUCCAUCAUCUACUGCGUCGGAGCUUUUGGUUGCAACGAUUCUGGACGUCUUCGCUCCCAUCAUUGCAGUGUGAACUMAAAUCGAGAACCGUAUUGACCCCAGUUAUUACUACAAUUGUUCCCGUGCGUAGCCGGCACAGAUAUCACUCCUGUUCGGUAAAGGAUACUGGUUUAUGCUUGCUCUCUGGCGCAAGGGUGGUUAUGCCAAAACGAAUKACGUACUUCUGGAUUCUCAACAGAACAAAAUUAGGGUGGAAGUGYAGUCGCCUCACUAGCGCGGAAAUUAAUUGUUGCGCUUGGUCCCCCGAGUUCGAUAUCCCCAAGCGAUAGUACUGGAACGUACGAGAUUCUUACUGUACUUCUUUUCUAAAAGGGAAUUGUUUUGUCUUUGUCCUGCUUAUUGUAGUGCAYGUUACUGCCGUUUGUACGGUACUUUACUUCAGGUUGAAUUUGUCAUCUUGGCGUUUGAGAACCAUAUUCAUGCUGGUGGGAUCGCUUUCUCGGGCUAUAGUUUAUGACYUUAAAAAUAGUGAAGUCAAUACCAAUAAUUGGUCAUUCUGCAAGUUAUUGAUUACAUCUGGAACUCUAUUCAAUGGUUCAUUCCCUUAAACAUAUAUCAACGCAUGCAAUCGGGAAUCACUUUCAAAGGUACAAAUGGCAGGGCAGGCUGGCUUGAAUUACAUUUUAUAGCCCAUCUUUGGAAUUUGGAAUCCCAAUAAAUAUCGCGUGUAUCAUUUAGUGCACAUAAGCCUAGUCAUUCAUUUCCUGUAAUGACCUUUAUUUUUAUCAUGCCAUUUUAAACUGCUAGAAAGUCAACAUUUAAGAAAUGAUUUAACAGCCAACAAUACAGUACAGUACUUCAACAUAGGAGGGCUUCCGAUUUCGACCAGGAUCUUCGUGAAGACUACCAGUUUGCGAGAGUGCGUACCGUACGUACUGCAGACGUACUGUAMGUACGUAACACGGACUGUACCAAACUUUAAUCAGUUGGAGACUAACUUAGUUUUGUUCCAGCUCUUUCUCUCAUUCUUCCGUCCGUCCGUCAGAUCCUCUGUUUUGCUUUGAUUUUGUCUCGAUCGAUUUUUCUUGGUUUUGCAUGUACCGUUCGUUCUUUUUUGACAUCUUCGACUUCMGUCGCUCUCCGCGAUCCAAACUACUUCUAGUAGUAKUAUUGUUUACUUUCGAUUCAGGAAGAAACAAUAGAAAGCAAAACAUUUUCUUGCAACCAACCCGCUCUCAUGGGGAAAAACAAAAAGCGAAAGGSGUCUCUUGGCUYGUCAGAAUCUACAAAGGUCAAGGAAGAAUGUGCUACAAAUGACCAURWGCUCAAGUUGAACACCGAUGCCAAAAACAAUCCUCUGUACGAGGAGCAACAAUCCUUCCUAUCUUCUCUGACACAAAAAGAGCGAGAACACUACUUUUCGCCAUCGCAUAUUGACUCUGAACGACGGGGCGAGCUAUGGAUGAAUCAGGCCGAUAUUGGUGAAGAUCUUGUCAAUCGAUACGCUUGGGCGACACCCACCAAGGAAUGCCUCGCAAUCUUUCGAGAAUUUUCCCCCAUUGUGGAAAUCGGGAGCGGUUCAAACGCAUACUGGGCCAAAUACAUGAAACAAAUGGGAGGGAUCGAUGUAGUGGCGUACGAUAGGAACGUCCAAGAAGGAGGGAAGAUCACGCACGAUGCCAAAGCAACGAAUUCCAGCAAAAACAAACGGAAGCGGAGCAAAUCCGAUGAAAUUGUAUCCGAGAGCGUCGAGUUGGUCGUGCGAAGAGGGGGUCCCGAAGUCUUGAAAUCUUCGAAAAYGAAAGACAAAACUCUAUUYUUGUGUUACCCCGACGAAGAAGAUUUUCCAGCUGARCGACCGGACGAUAGCAGUGGAGAUUACUCCAUCGAAGCAGCAGACCAGUCACCAUUGUCCUUUGGGUGGCAGUGCCUCAACGAAUACAAAGGCAACUAUGUCAUACACGUUGGGGAACUAGCAUUUUUCGACGCAACACUCAACAUGGAGCAGUCUCCAUGGGGAAGAUCUUCCUCGUCGGAGUUCCAACAACGACUCGCUUCGGAAUUCCAUUGCAUUGCAAAAAUUCAGCUUCCCAACUGGUUGCAUGUUCGGGAUUCUAUAAGUGUGUGGAAGCGAUCCGAGUGAGUAGUGCCAUCCAUUCGUGCUGCGGYGUAUGUCUGAAGCGUUUGCUCCUYAUUCUUGACUUCGAUAGGUUCGGUGCCGUUAUAUCCUUCCUCACAAACGAAGAUUGAUUCCUUGCAUACUUUUCCCCUCUAACUCGCACCGUGCACGUUCUAAUUACCUGCGAAAAGAAUUUGCCAAAUGGCUUUCGUAGGGGAAGACGACGACGACGAAAGCGAAGAGAUCAUAGAGUAUCGGCACAUUCCACCCGAMGAGAUGCUUCCUACAARAAUCAUAGCACCUUGCAUGGCGCAUUUGUUUGCACCCUCCGUGUCAGUGAAAGAGGGGAAACAAAAAGCAGAGGCAGAAACGAUCCCGUCGAAAARCGCAACAAAACGGAACGRAAAAAAGAUAGAAAGUAAACCCGAUGAUGGAGACAAACCUGUCCCUACCGGAGCGACUCAAAGCGAUACAAAUAGCAAAAAGUCGAAAAGCGGGAGACGCAGAGAACGACAAAAGCAGAAGAAACUUUUGUCAAAGCAGGCUUCCCCCGACAAAGAAAAGAGUGCAACGGAGCAAAAGAAAAUUCGCAGCGAGUACUUUCGUCUUCACGGUAGACUUCCACCUCCGUCGUAGCUACAUCUGAAUCCUUUUCACAAGUCAAGUCAAAAUAUCAAAGUAUCCUUUUUACAGUUUACAUAUACGAAUAUAAUUAUCUGGAAUUA
Molecule: messenger RNA, 3202 nt
Organism: Pseudo-nitzschia multistriata
Lineage: Eukaryota; Bacillariophyta; Bacillariophyceae; Bacillariales; Bacillariaceae
Source: the annotation of a GenBank genome assembly